Messenger RNA from Pseudophryne corroboree (corroboree frog), 2067 nucleotides. RefSeq names its product putative nuclease HARBI1. The record is from RefSeq and is a predicted model, not a curated record. The transcript is spliced from 8 exons. Lineage: Eukaryota; Metazoa; Chordata; Amphibia; Anura; Myobatrachidae. Bases 178 to 1323 code for a protein of 381 amino acids.
CUGGGUGAAGUAACCCCUUUUUUUGUUUUUCAAAGAGUGUGAUUUUGAACACUAAUUUGACUGUUGUUUUCUUUGGAGCAGGUGUAUUUAUCUGGGUGAAGUAACCCCUUUUUUUGUUUUUCAAAGAGUGUGAUUUUGAACACUAAUUUGACUGUUGUUUUCUUUGGAGUAGAAAAUAUGUCUUAUGCUCCUGCAUGUGUGAUGUCACUGUUUAUCGCAGCAGAAGCCCUACCUCCCCAACCCACGGCAGCACUCCCACCCCAACCGUCAGCCCCACAACCACAACCGGCUCCUCAUCAACCAAGGCAACGGAGGCGUGCUAGGCCACCAAUUUUCCAACCCCGUGUCCUACUUUUUGGGAUGCCAGAUGAUGUUGUUGUGCGUAGAUACAGGCUGCCACCACAUCUAAUCCUAGACACUCUCUCCAUAAUAGAGAGUGAUCUGGAGUCUUCAAUUCGGUAUCCUACAGCAAUACCACCAUUGACACAAUUCCUUGCUGUGUUACAUUUUUUGGCUACAGGCUCUUAUCAGCAUGUGGUUGGAGACCUGGCUGGCAUGUCGCAGGGCCAGUUCAGUAAGGUCCUGCGGCGUGUCUGCCGUGCUUUCCUAAAGCGUGUGAAGCAAUUUAUUGCUAUGCCUUUGGAUGUUGGUGCCCUAGAUGUGGUGAAGCGGCAAUUUGAGGAAGGUGGUAGUCGCUUCCCACAUGUUAUUGGGGUUGUGGAUGGCACACAUGUAGCUAUUCAGCCACCAAGACAUAAUGAAGAAAUUUUUAGAAACAGGAAACUGUUUCAUUCUCUGAAUGUAAUGGUUGUUUGUGGGCCAUCCCUCCAGAUCCUUUCCCUGAAUGCAAAGUUUCCCGGAAACUCCCAUGAUGCGUAUGUCAUUAGACAAUCAGGGAUAUGGCACAGAUUAAGAUCAAGGCAACGAGCAGACAUGUGGUUAUUGGGAGACCGUGGAUAUCCUUGCACCCCCUGGCUCAUGACUCCUUACCGUAAUCCCAGGCCAGGACCACAGACGGCAUUUAACUCCGCGCUUACUGCCACUAGGCAGCUGGUGGAGCGCACAAUUGGGGUCCUUAAAGGGCGGUUUCGUGUGCUCCACCGCACUGGUGGCGACAUCAUGUAUUCGCCGGAGAUGGCAAGUAAACUAGUGGUCCUGUGCGCUAUACUACACAACAUCGCGGUAAGGAGUAGCGUAGAGCUUCCUCAGACAGAGGAAUUGCCUGAUGAGGAGCCAGGGGUUGUCCGACACUUCGGUGGGGGGAGUGUUACACGGAGGGGGAGCCAAGUCAGGGCAAGCAUUGUUGCGGAAUAUUUCAGCUGAAUGCUCACACAAACUGUGGACGACCACAACGGCAAGCAACACAUGAGGCACCAUCUCAGCCCCCUUCCCCUUCUCACUCCCCCUCCACUUCCCAGUCCCCCUCCCCUUCUCACUCCCCCUCCCCUUCCCAAUCCCCCUCAGCUUCCCAGUCCCCCUCAGCUUCCCAAUCUCCCUCUGCUUCCCAGUCCCCCUCAGCUUCCCAGUCCCCCUCAGCUUCCCAAUCCCCCUCAGCUUCCCAGUCACCCUCAGCUUCCCAGGCCCACUCCACUUUCCACUCCCCUUCUCAGCCCACCUCUCCUUCUCUUUCUGUGACCCCUUCUCCUCCUUCCCAUACCCCUUCUCCUUCUACUUCCAAAUCACCUUCUCAGCACCCCUCACCCUCUAUUGGCCUAACAUUCUCUCCGCCCCCCUCGCCCUCUCAAUCAGACCCACCCUCUGAAAUAACAUCCCCAAUCCCUCCUCCUUCCCCCAUCCAGCCUCCUUCCCCCAUCCCUCCUCCUUCCCCAAUCCCUCCUCCUUCCCCCAUCCAGCCGCCUUCCCCCAUCCAGCCGCCUUCCCCACCCAGUGAAUGGGCAGAAGAAGCCCCUGAAGACAUUUCUGGGAGUCAUCAUGUUGCAGAGGAAAAUGUUGCCGUUGGAGAUCCCACAACUUUUGCGGGCAUUCUGGCCAACAUGCGCCAAAAUCUUCUUGCCUUGCUGGAUCAUGUUGACCAGCUAAAAAAAUUUGCUUAAUUACUGUUAAAAU